AUGUUCCAAAUAACCCCACAAUUGUUCGACAAAAUCAAACAUUUCGCGCGAUUCCCACAAACCGGUGUCUCGCUUCGACAAAUGGUCAUGUUUGGCCAAAAGCCUUCUGCAGGGACCCUGUUUAAAGCAAGUCAAUUUUUGCAUGAGGAAUUACCUAUACGGCUUGCCCACCGCGUCAAGGAAUUACACGAACUCCCUUAUGGCCUUGGUGAAAUGCCUUCCAUAUUAAAAGUGAAGGACUGGUAUGCUCAAUCAUUCAAGGACUUGAUCGAUUUACCGCAUCCACAACUCUCGAGCGAAAUCAAAGAACAAUUAAAAAAUGCACAGAAAAGCGAUCCCAGAGCACUUCCUCCAAGUGUUCCCAACCCAUCUAUCCGUCCCAUGAAGCCCUCCAUCAACGCAAUCCAUCCUUCCGUUCCUAUUGGACACCGAUACUACAACAACAUCAACGAUCUGGCAUGCUCUCCUGAAAUGACGACAUAUACCGACACUUUUGUCAAGACCAUCGAGACUAUUAAGCGGAGACACGAUCCUGUCGUUACUACGGUCGCACAAGGCAUUUUGGAGUUCAAAGAGAAGCGCAAGUCCAAUUUAAUUGAUACCGAUGUGCAGCAAUUUUUGGAUCGUUUUUACAUGUCACGUAUUGGUAUUCGUAUGCUUAUAGGUCAACACUCUGCGCUAUACCGCCUCCCCUCACGCAAAGACUAUGUUGGCGUAAUUUGCACCAAGACCAAGGUUCAUGAUAUUGCCCAGGAUGCGAUUGCCAAUGCCCGCUAUAUCUGCGAAGAGUACUAUGGAUUAUUUAAGGCUCCUGAGGUCCAGAUGUUUUGCCCGGGGGAUAUCGAGUUUAUGUAUGUUCCAUCGCAUUUGAACCACAUGCUCUUUGAACUUCUCAAGAACUCGCUGCGUGCUGUUGUCGAGCGAUUUGGAAUCGAUUAUGAGGACAAUUACCCGCCUAUCAAGCUCAUUAUUGCUCAUGGAAAGGAGGAUAUCACCAUAAAAAUCUCAGAUGAAGGUGGCGGCAUCCCUCGUUCGGGUAUCCCGCUUGUGUGGACAUACAUGUAUACUACGGCAGAAGCACAGGAACUGGAGCCAGAGUAUAACCGAUCUGAUUUCAGAGCACCUAUGGCUGGCUUUGGCUACGGUUUGCCUAUCUCACGUUUGUACGCACGAUACUUUGGUGGUGAUUUGAAGCUGAUAUCAAUGGAAGGAUACGGCACGGAUGUAUACCUACACCUCAACAGACUCUCUAAUUCGGACGAGCCUCUCAUGUAA
Messenger RNA from Zychaea mexicana, 1275 nucleotides. Its product is annotated as mitochondrial branched-chain alpha-ketoacid dehydrogenase kinase-domain-containing protein. Gene Ontology annotation, biological process: regulation of glucose metabolic process; protein phosphorylation. The coding region runs from base 1 to 1275 and encodes 424 amino acids. The record is from RefSeq and is a predicted model, not a curated record. Gene Ontology annotation, cellular component: mitochondrion. The transcript is spliced from 9 exons. Gene Ontology annotation, molecular function: pyruvate dehydrogenase (acetyl-transferring) kinase activity. Lineage: Eukaryota; Fungi; Mucoromycota; Mucoromycetes; Mucorales; Lichtheimiaceae.